GUCUCCGGGCGGACCACGCUCGGCUCUGGCUGAUCUGUGGGCGAAUAUCAUUUCGCUGUAAUGGCCUUAUUUUGUCAUCAGCAGUGAUAUAACAAGCCUUGGCCCAGGCAGGCCGAGCCUUUGUUAAGGUCAGAGUAAACGCUUUGUUUCUACUUCCUGACACCUGAAGACUUGAUCUGUCCGGAGCACAGCACCGUCAUGUCAGAGGAUAACAACCCAGACAAAUUCAUCAAGGAGACGUCGAUUCUGGAUGAAUACAACAUAAACUGGACACAGAAGUUGGGAGCUGGAAUCAGCGGACCUGUCAGAGUGUGUAUGAAGAAGUCAUCUCACGAACGUCUGGCCCUAAAAAUCCUCAUUGAUCGUCCCAAGGCCAGAAACGAGGUGCGUCUCCAUAUGAUGUGUGCCAACCACUCAAACAUCGUGCAAAUACUGGAGGUGUACGCCAACAGUGUCCAGUUCCCCCAUGAGUCCAGCUCCAGAGCAAGACUUCUGAUUGUUAUGGAGAUGAUGGAGGGUGGUGAGCUCUUCCACAGAAUCAGUCAGCACAGGCACUUUACUGAAAAAAUGGCCAGUCAGGUCACUAAACAGAUUAGUCAAGCAUUGGCACAUUGUCACACUCUGAAUAUUGCACAUCGUGACCUGAAGCCAGAGAACUUGCUCUUCAAAGAUAACUCUCUGGAUGCACCUGUGAAGUUAUGUGACUUUGGCUUUGCCAAAAUUGAUCAAGGGGACUUGAUGACCCCUCAGUUCACUCCUUACUACGUAGCACCUCAGGUACUUGAGGCUCAAAGAAGACAUCAGAAGGAAAAGUCUGGAAUCAUACCUACCUCACCAACUCCUUACACAUAUAGCAAGAGCUGUGACUUGUGGUCCCUCGGUGUGAUUAUCUACAUUAUGCUGUGCGGCUAUCCUCCGUUCUACUCCAAACAUCACAGUCGCACCAUCCCAAAGGACAUGAGGAAGAAGAUCAUGACAGGCAGCUUUGACUUCCCCGAAGAUGAGUGGAGCCAGAUCUCUGAGAUGGCCAAGGACGUCGUACGCAAGCUGCUGAAGGUAAAGCCAGAGGAGAGGCUGACUAUCAACGGAGUGCUGGCUCACCCGUGGCUCAACUGCACCGAGGCCCUCGACAACGUGCUGCCGUCCCCACAGAUGAUGAUGGACAAGGCGGUAGUUGCAGGUAUCCAGCAGGCACAUGCAGAGCAGCUUGCCAACAUGAGAAUUCAGGAUCUGAACGUGAGCCUCAAGCCCCUAAACUCCGUCAACAACCCAAUCCUCAGGAAGAGGAAGCUGCUUGGCUCCAAACCUACUGACAGUUUCUUCAUUAACGACCCAGAAAAUGGAGGGGAGGACUCCAACGUAGCGCUUGAAAAAUUAAGAGACGUCAUUGCACAGUGUAUACUACCACAGGCUGGAGAAAAUGAGGAUGAGAAGUUGAAUGAAGUGAUGCAUGAAGCCUGGAGGUUCAACAGAGACUGUAAGCUGCUGAGAGACGGCCUGCACGGGCUCAACUGGGACGGGCGAGGCUUCUCUGAUAAAGUCGACAGAUUGAAGCUGGCAGAAAUUGUAAAACAGGCCAUCGAAGAAAAAACAACUCUCCAAGAAUCUCAUUAGCAAACACUAUCUUUCUAUCCUUUUUAUAUUGUUUACUACUUAUCGUUUAUUAUGACCAUUUUUAACCCAUAAAAAAGUUUUAUGUCAAAUUGUUUUUUGUCCCAUAAAUUAA
Nematolebias whitei (Rio pearlfish) is the source of this 1726-nucleotide messenger RNA. It is a transcript of the gene mapkapk5, whose product is annotated as MAPK activated protein kinase 5. The transcript has 14 exons. Gene Ontology annotation, molecular function: calcium/calmodulin-dependent protein kinase activity; calcium-dependent protein serine/threonine kinase activity; ATP binding. Gene Ontology annotation, biological process: Ras protein signal transduction; peptidyl-serine phosphorylation; negative regulation of TOR signaling. Bases 199 to 1614 code for a protein of 471 amino acids. NCBI's taxonomy places the organism in Eukaryota, Metazoa, Chordata, Actinopteri, Cyprinodontiformes, Rivulidae. Gene Ontology annotation, cellular component: nucleus; cytoplasm. The record is from RefSeq and is a predicted model, not a curated record.